AUGGCAGGCCUAUCCCCACUACCCACACACCACCUCCACAGCUCUACGCGGCUCAGCCACCGCGAAGCACACACGUUCCUGUCCACCUUCCUCGAACGAGCCGACACCGACGCCGCAUACCGGCCCGACUCGACGCUGACCGAGCGCGGACCGCAAGCUGUGUCGACGACCGCGAGUUCGAACUUGACGCUCCACCAUCUGAAACGCAUUCUUCUGGGCAUGGAGGGAAAACGGGUCGGCGGAGAUCUGGCUGGGUCGGGAGUUGCAGAAGGAGAUGUCGUGACAGACGAUAAUACAGCGACACCCGCCACCGCCACAACCACAAAUGCACGCACCAAACGAGGUCUCGAGAACGACGCAGAGUCACAGCAUCAAAACUCCAAGAAAUCGAAACGCAAGCUCUACAACGACGACGAUUCAGCGGCAGCAGCGGCAGCAAACGAUAGUGAUGGGCCCGCUGUGGCUGCUGGCUUGGACGGCGAGGGGUGGCAGGAUAAAGACGCCUUCGCGCUGGCGCAGACAGAGGAGGAUCUGGAGGCUACGGCGGACGAUCGGCAUCCUGGGGCGGAUCUGGACCAGCCGGCGGAUGAGGCUGAGGAGGUGGAAAUGAUGCGCGUCCAAGUCGAAGGCGCCGGCGCGGGCAACCGAAUAGACAAGGAAGAGAGGAAGAGAUUGAAGAAACUGCGCAACAAGGAAAACCAGGUCAAAAAGGCCGAAGAGUCGAAAAAGAAGAGCAGGAAAUGA
This is a messenger RNA of Capronia coronata CBS 617.96, 744 nucleotides long. RefSeq lists its product as uncharacterized. The record is from RefSeq and is a predicted model, not a curated record. NCBI's taxonomy places the organism in Eukaryota, Fungi, Ascomycota, Eurotiomycetes, Chaetothyriales, Herpotrichiellaceae. The coding region runs from base 1 to 744 and encodes 247 amino acids. The transcript has a single exon.